AUGACAGACGUCAUACAAAACUCAGGGCAUGCGAUGACCCAGCGUGGGAGCGAUGCAGAAGGCAACAGAUUAGGCACUUCAAUAAGUCGUUCUAGCCAGAUUAUGGCAGAGACUGUCAUUAAUGAGGAACCGAAUCCAAUCCAGCAGCCCCAAGAAUCCGAAUACCCGACUGGCACCAAGUAUUCCCUCCUCAUGCUCACAUUGGCUGGAGCCCUUGUGCUUAGCAGCAUAGAUAUGAACAUCGUUGCCACCGCAGUGCCUAGCAUAACAGAUCAUUUCCACACAGUUGCGGAUGUUGGCUGGUAUUCUUCUGCCUUCAGGCUCUGCCAGUGCGCUUUCCAAUUCAUGUUCGGCAAGGCCUACAAGCUGUUCUCUAUUAAGCGCGUCUUCUUGUCUGCCAAUAUCAUCUCUAUAGCAGGCUCGCUGCUCUGCGGAGUGUCCAAUACAUCAAAAAUGUUGAUUAUCGGGAGAGCGGUAGCUGGAUUAGGCUCUGCUGGUCUUCUUUCAGGGGUCUUCGUCAUCCUCGUACACUCCACACCCCUGCGCAAGCGGCCUUUGGUUGUUGGCGUGAUGAGCGCGCUCGAAGGUCUUGCCACACUGUCGGCACCCUUACUUGGUGGAGUUAUUGUGCAGUCACUUGGGUGGCGAUGGUGCUUCUAUAUCAAUGCGCCUAUUGGCGCCGUUACACUACUGUUGACAUUUUGGUGUUUAUCGGAUACGCCCAAACCUAACGACAUUGCCCGCAUGACGCUCAAGGACAAGAUCUUACAAAUCGACCUGGUAAGCAAUCUACUUCUGAUACCAGCACUGACUGCUCUCUUCCUUGCAUUUUCAUGGGCUGGCACCAAACAUCCUUGGAACAGUGGCCUUGUCAUCGGCCCUUUGGUUGCAUUCGGCGUUCUCUCAACAGCAUUCAUCUACAAUCAACGACGCCGAGGAGAUGCCGCUGCCAUCCCUUUACGGAUCAUGAAGCAUCGCAGCGUCAUCGCGGGAUUCAUCUUCAUCAUGUGUGGCAACAGUACUGGCAAUGUGCUCGAAUACUAUCUCCCCACGUACUAUCAAGUUGUCCGUGGGUUCACGCCUGCAAAAAGCGGAUAUAUGAUGCUUCCGAUUAUCAUCGCCAGCACCAUUGGCGCCGUGGCUCAUGGCAUCGGAACGAGUAUCUUCGGCUACUAUGCGCCGUUCAUGCUCUUCGCUUCCAUCAUCAUGCCUAUCGCGGCGGGAUUGAUCACCACCUUCAAAAUCAACACUACCUUUGCGCAACUGAUCAGUUAUACCGGCUUCUCGGGUCUCGCGUACGGCAUCGGCUUCUCAGGACCGCAGAAUGCCGUGCAAACAGUACUGUCGGCGGAGGAUGUCCCGCUUGGUACAUCCAUAAUGCUAUUUGCACAGUCAUUCGGACCCACUGUGACGAUUGCAAUAGCACAGGUUCUAUUCGUGAAUCAGCUCUCGGUCAACCUGGAGGGUCUUGUGUCAGACCCGGGUGGAACAAAUAUCGAGAAUGUAGGUUUGACACAGAUUGUGGCCAGUGUGCCUCCAACUCAGUCUGCAGAUGUUCUUGUGGCCAUUGAUAAAAGUCUCGUCCAGACAUGGUAUUUGGUGGUUGGGCUAGCUUGUGCCACGAUGGUUGGAAGUUUGUUGAUAGAAUGGCGGUCGGUCAAGUCACGGCGCGACUAG
Messenger RNA from Penicillium nucicola, 1677 nucleotides. RefSeq names its product MDR family MFS transporter. Gene Ontology annotation, molecular function: transmembrane transporter activity. The transcript has a single exon. The record is from RefSeq and is a predicted model, not a curated record. Gene Ontology annotation, biological process: transmembrane transport. Bases 1 to 1677 code for a protein of 558 amino acids. NCBI's taxonomy places the organism in Eukaryota, Fungi, Ascomycota, Eurotiomycetes, Eurotiales, Aspergillaceae.